Aspergillus sclerotioniger CBS 115572 is the source of this 1047-nucleotide messenger RNA. Its product is annotated as PaaI family thioesterase. Bases 467 to 991 code for a protein of 174 amino acids. The record is from RefSeq and is a predicted model, not a curated record. NCBI's taxonomy places the organism in Eukaryota, Fungi, Ascomycota, Eurotiomycetes, Eurotiales, Aspergillaceae. Gene Ontology annotation, molecular function: fatty acyl-CoA hydrolase activity. The transcript has 2 exons.
CCUGUCUGGACGAACCAUUCUCGAACCGCCAUCUUGAAGGUGGGAAGAAUAGGUCCGUGACCAAUACCCUGCAGGUUAGCAGCCAGAGCACCAUGGCAUAGCUUGUCACUCCCCACCCGAUCUCAGGAUCACCCACGCCCAAAUACUCUAAUCAGACUAAAUAUGAGGUUGAUAGUAUGCCAACCAGGAAACGAUCGAAUCUAAGAUCUUAAACGGUUCCUUUAUGCUCAAUCUCGAGUUGGAAACCCGCAUGCGCAAGGAGGUUUAGAUCAGCCGUCAACCUCGGUUGUUGGUCCCUUAUCCAUGGACACCGGACUAUAAGACCCGAGCAUCGGCAUGGGCAUCAGCACCAUUCCUUCGUCUAUAUAUUCCAUUCCCCUGAAUAUAAUACUCCGGAAGGAGCCUCCAAGUCAGUCAUUUCUCAGACAGAUACAUCUAAUUAGUUCAUCAACAACAAACCGCAAUUAUGCCCGUCCUCCCAUCCACAAUCACCGCAGGCACCGUCCGCCCGGAGUCCGAACUAUCUCCCUUCGAGAAGCUCGUCCUCAGCUAUUCCACGGGGCCUGAAUCAUCAAAUGAAGGCGGCGAGGUCUGGGACUACUUCCCCGAAGCCUGCAAUCUUCGGCUCGAAUCCGCCACUCCGGGACCGCCGGCUCGCGUCUCGUACCUCCUCACUGUAAUCCCAAAACAAUGCAAUUAUAUGGGAAGUCUGCACGGCGGUUGCGCCGCCACUAUGGUGGAUAUUCUUUCCUCGACGCUGCUUUUGGGACUGUCCAAGCCUGGGCACUACUCGCUGGGCGGCGUCAGUCGGAAUCUAAAGCUUACGUAUCUGCGGCCGGUGCCGUCGGGGACUGAGAUUCGGGUGAUGUGUGAAAUGGUGCACAUGGGGAAGCGGAUGGCGCUUCUGAGGGCCGAGAUUCAGAGGAUAAAUGGGAGCAUAUGUGUGGUGGGGGAGCAUGAGAAGGCGAAUACUGAUCCGGCGGCAAUCUAAUCUCGUUUUAGGUGAUAAACACUGGCUUGUAUCUAUAUCCAUAUGAUCAAUAGAGC